Molecule: messenger RNA, 3469 nt
Organism: Aplosporella prunicola CBS 121167
Lineage: Eukaryota; Fungi; Ascomycota; Dothideomycetes; Botryosphaeriales; Aplosporellaceae
Exons: 3
Coding region: 295-3288 (997 amino acids)
Molecular function (GO): RNA binding; protein binding
Source: RefSeq, a predicted model, not a curated record
UGUCGUUUUUUUAUCGUAUCUUCUUGAUUUACCAAGAAUCGCCCCAGGCGUGGAAGACGGGUCUCGUGCCUGCUGUUCCUGCCGCUCAUAUUGCUACCUCUUAGUUGAGGAGCUUGGAUCUGUCUUCGACAGCCACAUCUCUUUGGUCGCCGUUUGACACACGUUUGACCUUGUGAGACUCGAGUUUGAAGUUUUGGAUUGAACAAACGCUUCAUUUCACAUCGAUUGCCUUCACUACACCAACAAACGCCAGACGCAAGCUUAUCCUUACUCACAACAUAUUACUACCACAACAUGUCUGCACCUCGUGGUCGCGGUGGUGGUGGCGGGUUCCGCGGAGGUCGAGGUGGUGGCAGUAGUGGAGGAGACAGCAGCUCCGGCCGCGGUUCGUUUAGAGGCCGUGGCCCUGGCUCUGGCAGUGGUUCCAGAGGUUCCUCCUCCCGUGGCGGUUCUCCGUCUCGUGGUGGAGGAGGCUAUGGUGCCCGACCCCAGCAAGCACCUGCUGGUAUCUUCAACCAGCAGAACGUCCCCGCUCCGGAUGCUGCUAUCGUUCAGGUGGAAAACGCGGUUGCCAAGGACCCGUCUGCCAUGCUUGCGUCUACAAGCCUCGACGAGAGACCGGCUCGUCGCCCUGACUAUGGCACCCUUGGUCGCCCGACCAUUGUCUGGACUAAUUACUUCCCUCUGACUGUGGGUGGAAAGACUCCCGACAUUUAUCGUUAUGCGGUGUCAAUCCAGCCGGAAGAGACUUCGAAGCGCAAGAAGAGAAGGUUCAUUGAGAUUCUUCUUAGUGACCCUGUCUUCAAUGGCAUUCUUUGCGCGACGGAUUAUUCCCAGGUCAUUGUUACGAACAAGAAAGUCCCGCUGAGUGAAGGCACAGUCAACCGUCGUUCCUUCGAUAUCCAGUGGUACCCACCGGACGGAGAGCCCAUCCCCCCUCCUGGCCCUGACGACACUGAAGCGCGUGAGACUGCCCGGAAGCGCAACACCAAGCAGGUGAACGUCGAGCAACUGGGCACUGUUUCCCUUGGGGAACUGAUGAAGUCGCUCACCGCCACGGGCGCUGGGGCCUAUUAUCCGCUUAAGGAGGAGGCCAUUCAGGCUCUCAAUGUCAUUCUUUCCCGUGGUCCUCACACCACCCAAGGUGUUGUCGUUGCAGGCCAGAACAAGUUCUACCCUGUCGGUGGCCACAGGCUUACCGAGGGCUGGGAUCUCUCUGAAGGCCUCCAGGCCAUGCGUGGUUACUUUGCUAGCGCUCGCACGAGUGUUAGCCGUAUUUUGGUCAACAUUAACGUUUCCACUGCUGCGUUCUAUAAGCCUGGUCAGCUUCUUUCCCUCAUGAUGGAUUACUUGGGACAGAACAGGUCUCCUAGCCAUCUUCUCAAGCUUGAGGGCUUCCUUAGACUCCUUCGAGUAGAAACUGCCUACAUCCGCUCGAGGGAUAAGGCGGGCAACCCUAACGGCAAGAGGGUUCGCAAGGUCAAGACUCUGUUCGGUCUUGCCAGAGCGAACAACAACGCAAACGGAACUUGGCCUCAUGGUGCCAAUGCUCUGCAGGUCAAAUUCUCCCACACGGACAGUGCCGGUAAGGUCACCUUGAUCACUGUGGCCGAUUACUUUGCGAGGGAGCACCAGAUCACUCUUACGACCCCUGGAGCGCCUGUGGUCAACGUCGGCACCAAGGACAACCCGACGUAUAUCCCUCCUGAGCUUUGCACUGUGCUGCCCGGCCAAGUCGCUGGUCGUAUGCUCAGCGCGAACCAGACUCGUCUGAUGAUCGAGUUCGCGGCCAGGCCUCCUAACCAGAAUGCAAACAGCAUCACCAGGCAGGGCCUUGACGUCAUGCAGGUCCAGAAAAACCCGGCUCUGUCUGCUUUUGGCAUCAAUGUUGGCACAAACAUGUUGACUGUCAUGGCCCGCAUUCUGCCUGUUCCUAAACUGCAGUACCAGGGCAAGGAGCAGCAGCCGGAGAAUGGAAAGUGGAAUUUGGCUCGCGUCAAGUAUACUAAGCCGGCGACCAUCAAGAGCUGGGGUUGUCUUGUCAUCGAGGAGCGCAACCGCGCUACUUUCCAGAGGCAGGAAGAUGCUAUGUCGCUCCUUCAAUCUUUCCACGAUGCGCUUAAGUCGUAUGGCAUGGUCAUGGGUCAGCCACAAGCUCCGGCCAAGAUCCAGAUCUCCUGGCCUUACAACUCUGGCGAGAUCACCGACUUGGUCUCGACCAAGUUCAAGCAGAUGGCGCAGUAUGGUAUUGCAAUGCUGUUGGUUCUGCUGCCGUCUGACAACACGGCCUUGUAUGAUAUCAUCAAGUACCAAGGUGACGUUCGUUUCGGUAUCGCCACGGUCUGCAGCAUCAGCAAGAAGAUUCUCAACGCCCGUGGUCAAGCUCAGUACAUGGCGAACGUAGGCUUGAAGUUCAAUCUGAAGGGCGGUGGUGUAAACCACGACAUGAAGAUUCAGCAGCUCGCACCCCUGGACAACAAGACGAUUUUGAUCGGCAUCGAUGUUUCACACCCCAUGCCAGGUUCUGCGGACACGGCGCCCUCAAUUACUGGCGUCGUCGGCUCCGUAGACGCGCAAUUCAACAACUACCCCGGUUCGAUCCGCACGCAGCAGGGCCGCAAAGAGAUGGUUGAUGAGGAUGACUUGAAGCAAAUGAUCGUCGAGCGGUUGAAGCUCUGGCGCGCGCGUAACGGCAACCAACUGCCAAACAAAGUCAUUAUUUACCGAGACGGUGUCUCGGAGGGACAGUUCCCGGUCGUGCUGCGCGAGGAGUGGCCCUCGUUCCCGGCCGCCUACAAGGAGGUCUACGGCCCCGAGAAGAACUGGCCGAAGAGCUCACUCAUUAUUUGCACAAAGCGCGGGCACACGCGGUUCUACCCCACAAAGGCCGAGGACUCGGAAGGCCGCGGCAUGAACGUGCGGCCCGGCACCGUCGUCGACCGCGGCAUCACGGGCGAGCGCCUGUUCGACUUCUUCUUGGUCGCGCACGCGGGCCUGCAGGGCACGAGCAAGCCGGCGCACUAUAUCUGCCUCAAGGACGAGAACAACCUCGGCUCUGACCAGCUCCAGCGUAUAACGCAUAAUUUGUGUUAUGUCUAUGGUCGCGCAACGCGGGCCGUUAGCGUUUGUCCGCCCGCUUACUACGCUGACUUGGUGUGCGAGCGUGGACGCAGCUACCUUCACACGUUCUUGAAGGAGCAAGGCGGCGGUGGGGCCAAGUACGAGCGCGGGAUGCACUGGAGUGGUGGUGUGCAUGACAGGCUGAAGGACACGAUGUUCUACCUGUGAGGGGUGGGCAUGGACAUUUUCGGUUAGAUGAUGGUUAGCUUCCCGGUGGGGAGAAGAUAUUCUUCUUGGAUAGGCUUGCUUGGAUGAGCAUUGGAUGGUUUUUUUGGUUGCUAUGCUAGUACAAGUUGGCUUCUCUUUUUUUUUCCAUUCAGUUAGUAGUUGAAUGCACACGAAUCUGGCC